Messenger RNA from Capra hircus (goat), 2127 nucleotides. RefSeq names its product dual specificity phosphatase 14 (gene DUSP14). Lineage: Eukaryota; Metazoa; Chordata; Mammalia; Artiodactyla; Bovidae. Gene Ontology annotation, biological process: protein dephosphorylation. Gene Ontology annotation, molecular function: MAP kinase tyrosine/serine/threonine phosphatase activity. The coding region runs from base 872 to 1468 and encodes 198 amino acids. The transcript has 4 exons. Gene Ontology annotation, cellular component: cytoplasm. The record is from RefSeq and is a predicted model, not a curated record.
UGCACCUGCCCCAGUUAGAUCCUGGCGCCCACAUCCCAGGAGAGCUCCAGUUGUUGUUGAAGCUUGUGCUUUCCUGAGAAUACAGGCCCCCUAGGUCGGCACUAAUGCUGCAUUUUGUCUAGCACUUAGAUCUUUGAUGUUCAUUAUUCAGAGACCAGCAUCAUCCCUGACAUUUCUUAUAACUUGUUAAAAAAAAACAACUCUCAGGUUGGUGUAGGACAGCUCCUCCUUUUUGUCCUUCACCUCACCCCCAUUCUCCUGGCCCAGAAAGCGUUUGUUCCCUCUCAGAAGUAAAUGCAGCUGAGCGCUGUGAACGUCAGUGAGUGAGCCGAACACCAUGGACAGCGGCGUGGACAUUCUUUGGCGUUCUCUCUGGUCACCCUUGUCCCAGAGGCCCCGGGCGCUGCAGUGGGAGCGGUGCUGUCACUCAGAGGGCACCUUGGAACCCCUGACCCCGCAAACCCGAUUCUGCUAAUCUUAGACAUGAAGCAGACUAGGGCUUCUUGCUCUGCCCUCCCGGGGCCUGCUCCUCGCAGUGGUCCCUCCCUCUGCCAUCAGGAGGGCUUUCUGGGACCUGGAGGCUGUACAGUCUGUGGCGCUGUCUCUGUCUUCUGGGCAGGAGGAGAAGCUGGAGCAGCUCAGCCUCUCUGGGUCAGUCUUUUCUGUGUGGAGCCUUUGAUCUCCUUAGGCAGAGAUCUGAUUUGUAUCCAGUCUGAUCAGCAGUCUCUCACAUAAGACUUUCCAGACCCAGGACUCCAGAGGAGCCAGGCACCUCACAAGAAGGCGACUGUAACUUCCGAUUCCUUGGUGGAGGAAAACACCCCACUCUGGUCUUGCUCCCAACGAUGCAAGUGUGAUUGCUGGCGUCUUCAUGAGCUCCAGAGGUCACAGCACGCUCCCCCGGACUCUCAUGGCCCCCCGGAUGAUUUCUGAGGGAGACCUAGGAGGCAUUGCGCAGAUCACCUCCUCGCUCUUCCUGGGCAGAGGCAGCGUAGCCUCCAACCGGCACCUCCUCCAGGCUCGCGGCAUCACCUGCAUUGUGAACGCUACCAUCGAGAUCCCCAAUUUCAACUGGCCCCAGUUUGAAUACGUUAAAGUGCCUCUGGCUGACAUGCCUCAUGCCCCCAUUGGACUGUACUUUGACACCGUAGCCGACAAGAUCCACAGCGUGAGCCGGAAACACGGGGCCACCCUGGUGCACUGUGCUGCGGGGGUCAGCCGCUCGGCCACGCUCUGCAUCGCGUACCUGAUGAAAUUUCACAACGUGUGCCUGCUGGAGGCCUACAACUGGGUGAAAGCCCGGAGGCCCGUCAUCAGGCCCAACGUUGGCUUCUGGAGGCAGCUGAUAGACUACGAGCGCCAGCUUUAUGGGAAGUCGACAGUUAAAAUGGUACAGACACCGUACGGCAUAGUGCCAGACGUUUACGAGAAGGAGUCCCGCCACCUGAUGCCUUACUGGGGGAUCUGAGCCACCAGCGCCCGCAGCAGCAGCCCCUCGAGCAGGACCAGCAUCUGCUACACGCCGUCUGCUCCCCUCCUCACCUUUCUUUCCAAAUGGUGGACAAAUGCUCCUCCCUGAAGUGUUUUUUUUUUUUUUUUACACUGGGUGUUUCAUGUUUUAUUUUGAGAGAGAGGGAAGGGAGGGGAGGAAGACACGGGGAAUGCUCACAUUGCUACUAACAUUUUUAAAACUAACAUUUUGGAAUAGUGUUUAUGAAAAUCUUGAACUGGCUUUUAAACAGUUUCAAGUUUCAACAUUUUUAACAAUUUCAACAGUUUAAUAAACUGUUUGGUUCUGCUCUGUUCUCAACCCCAUGCCUCUUGGCAUCAUGGGAGGAGCUCAGUGCAAAAAUCACUUUGGACCCCCAUUAACCCUUUAGAUACAGGCUUUGCCCAGGCUGCCAACCAAACAGAUGCUUAGGGAACACUGAUACCAGCAUCAGCCUCCACUGGAUCAGCCCUACUCUUUCCUUUCCUUCUAUUAUUUAGUGACUCUGUAAGUUAAAAAAAAAAAAAGCCUUUAUUAUUUAGCUGUUAAUUAUAAUGCAAUCUGCUGCAAACACCCUCUUGGAAUCAGUGUGCCCCAGGAGUAUAUUAGCAUUAUUUUUAAUAAAUACAUCUGCUUAA